Cetraspora pellucida is the source of this 687-nucleotide messenger RNA. The record is from the annotation of a GenBank genome assembly. NCBI's taxonomy places the organism in Eukaryota, Fungi, Glomeromycota, Glomeromycetes, Diversisporales, Gigasporaceae.
AUGUUAGUUACAAGUAAGGCAAAAUUUCAUAUUCGCUUUUUACCUUCACGAUGGUUUUGUACAAGCGAAAAUGGAAUAGAAGAACCAUUUUUAGUUGCAGAUAAGUUUUAUCAAGAAACACAGAAACAAUCGAGUUGCUCCUUUUCUGUUCAAUAUUUAUCUGUUCUUGGAAAAGACUCAAUGGAAGAGAAUCUAACUGUUUUAGAACAAAAAGUCACUUACAGAAAAAUUCAUGGAACAUACAAGAAAGCUCUUUGUAAGGCGUUACAAACGCAUUCAAAAUCUGAAAAAUUAAUCAGUUUGCUCGAGGAAUUUGUUGAUGAUAGCAAUAAAUCAAAUUUAGAAGAUCAUGAAAGUGUUACUGAUGCAGAUGAUAGUGAUAAAGAAAAUGACAAAAUUGAUAAUUCUAUAGCUUUUUGUAUUAAAAAUCCAAAAGUACGUCACGGUAAGGGUCGACCAACAGGUAGUAAACAUCUCAAAUCAGCACACGAAGCAAGAAAUAUCAAAACAAACCAACGUCGAUGCAAAAAAUAUGGAGAACUUGGUCAUUAUCAAAAGGGUUGUAAGAGCAAAUCACAAUCUGUAUUGAAACACGUCCAGGAUACUAUGUCCGUAUUGAAACACGUCCAGGAUACUAUGUCCAUAUUGAAACACGUCUGGGAUACUAUGUUGAGAAAUAUUGACUAA